AUGUAUGAGCCUUACAGAGAUCGCUAUCCAGGAGGUGAUGACGAAUGCUAUUCUUCAUUUCCUGAUCAGGCUGGUCGAGGGCGUUUCAUUGAACGUGAUCCCGAUGACUUUCAUAGGUAUGGAAGACAGGAUAUCGUAGCUCCGCCGAUGCGAGAUGACGGCUGGCGCUCAUCACCCUUUGUAGAAAGAACGGCACCGUUUCAGCGAAGAUCGUAUGAGUCAUGGAAAUCUGCAAGGGCUACCUCUUGGAGAGAAGAGCCUCGAGGUGAUUCUUGGAGAAGAGGUGUUGAUGAACACUAUCGAGAGUAUCCUGAUAGGUGGAGAGAUAGUUCGUCGUUUCGACCGAUGCUUGAUCGUUCACCUUCUCCUAAACGUUUUGUGGAUCCAUCAAGAGAAUAUGUCCGCGCCGAAGGACGGAGGCCAGAUUGGAAGGAGAGGUCCAGAGAAACGUCGUUUGGAAAUAAAGACCGUUAUGCCAGAGGGGAAAGAUCAAGAAGUAGAUCUGCAAAUCGCGAAGAGAUACGAAACGAACGUUCCGACUCAGUUAUAGAAAAACCCCUAAAGAAUCUCAGCGACGAAGACCUCGAAAAAGCAGCUAUUCUUCAAAUGAAACUAAUGGCAGAGCAGCGGGGCGGAGAAGGGAAAGCGAUCAAUGCACAUGAUAACAACAAACAGGAGCUCGAUGAUAAUCAGUAUUCUGACGAAACUUCGCAGAACCACCUGAAAUUUGGUAAAAUGACGGAUCAGAGGAUAAGGCAAGCAAGACAGGAAAAUCCGCCUCGAAAGGAUGUGGAGCACUCGUAUGUGGAGAAUGAAACAGCUGCUGUCUCGAAAAAAUCGUCAGAAACAAAACAGGAUAAAAUUGCUGAAGCUAAGAAGACACCGAAUAAGAAGACUGAGGAAGUAUCUUUGAUUGUGAAAGCAGACUUUGAAGAUGUUCAUAUGUUUGCGAAACACAAGAUUUACGAUACGUCAGCAGCUGCGCCGCAUAGCGGUUGUGCUAGCUGGUAUGAACAGUAUUUGAUGAAUGUCAACAAAAGAAAGCAGGAGCUAUCUGGUUUGACUGUCUCUCCACCCUUGUCGCAGACACCAUCAUCAUGCGGGCGAGUUAAUGGUCCUCGAUAUCCCCCUCAAGUUCCAGCCUACGUUCCGGGUUCUCCAACAGCUUUAGGUGGACGCUCUGCACCUCGUGGUCCUUCGCAAAUGUCAAGUUCUUCUAGUUCUCCGAUGUAUCUGACACCUAAACAAGAGCUUCUUCGAAAAACGAGCACUUCCGGCGCUUUGAUUGAUCCGAAUCAAUACAUCGAGGAGCUUAGUGAUAACGAAGAUUUUGAUAGCGUUGGACGACUGGUUCCUAAGAUUCACGGAAAGCGACCAGCAGAUACAUCGGUUGAAAGACCGCUUAAACGCGGCUUGCUUGGAGCUCCACCAUCUCCAAACAGUCCUCCAAUGGUUGCGUCUCGUGACCCUUGGCAGCGUCCAGCAGUGCUUGCGUCGAAGCCUUCGUACUCGAAACCUAAUCCAAGUGUCAGUUUUGUUCACCCCGCAGAGAAAUCAUUUUUUCGCAUGGAGUUCCCCAGUGUUUCGCCCAGGAUUUAUUUUAGUCACAAACUAGGUGAACAGGAAGAUGAAUCUGGUGAAGCAUUUCCACCACAAGCACGCAUCGCUCCAGCUGCACCCUUUCCUCGUGAUGAUGGCAACUACACCAGUUGGCGGCGUUUAGGACGACCUUCAAGGCCUGAUAAUGGGGCAGAAUCGAGUUAUGGUGGGUACUUCCACUAG
Messenger RNA from Necator americanus (New World hookworm), 1782 nucleotides. RefSeq lists its product as uncharacterized. The coding region runs from base 1 to 1782 and encodes 593 amino acids. NCBI's taxonomy places the organism in Eukaryota, Metazoa, Nematoda, Chromadorea, Rhabditida, Ancylostomatidae. The record is from RefSeq and is a predicted model, not a curated record. The transcript has 19 exons.